This is a messenger RNA of Populus trichocarpa (black cottonwood), 1302 nucleotides long. RefSeq names its product probable prolyl 4-hydroxylase 9. The transcript is spliced from 8 exons. Bases 231 to 1148 code for a protein of 305 amino acids. NCBI's taxonomy places the organism in Eukaryota, Viridiplantae, Streptophyta, Magnoliopsida, Malpighiales, Salicaceae. Gene Ontology annotation, molecular function: L-ascorbic acid binding; procollagen-proline 4-dioxygenase activity; iron ion binding. Gene Ontology annotation, biological process: peptidyl-proline hydroxylation to 4-hydroxy-L-proline. The record is from RefSeq and is a predicted model, not a curated record. Gene Ontology annotation, cellular component: endoplasmic reticulum.
ACUUGCCCCGCUGUGUUAAUUAAUUUUUUUAUGUCCUCCAGUAACCGCACUUAUGUCUGCCCCGUGAUGUCACAGCGAAGAAUAAAAAACCCUCCUCUCCUCUCCCGCCAUUAACGCGCUUUGCUCUUCAGAUCAACGGAAGAAAAAACACACACACAAUCAACCCGAAACUCUCAGUUCUGCUUUUCAAGAUCCACGAUCCACACCCAAAAAUAAAAAAGGAAUCAUAAAUGAAAAUCAAAACGAAAAGAUCAAAAAGAAAGCUAGGGUUACCAGCUGCAAUACUUCUUUGCUCUUUGUUCUUUCUUGGGGGUCUAUACAGCUCUACUUUUAUCUCCAACGAUGUCCCGGUCAUUAAACCAAGGUUAAGAAUGCUUGAAGUAGCGGAAGUGGAUCAUGACGCGAUGCCGCAUGGGGAUACUGGCGAAGCUUUUAUUGAAUCCAUCCCUUUUCAGGAAGGUUUUGAAUUAUGUGAUUCUGAGUUGGUUCGUGGAUCAUGUUAUGCUGUAUGGUUUCAGGUUUUAAGUUGGAAACCAAGAGCACUUUAUUUCCCGAACUUUGCGACUCCUGAACAAUGUGAAAGCAUCAUUAAAAUGGCAAAAUCUAAAUUGAAACCAUCUACUUUAGCUUUGCGAAAGGGAGAAACUACUGAGAGUACUAAAGGAACUAGAACAAGUUCAGGCACAUUUAUUGGUGGUUCAGAAGAUAAAACUGGAACCUUGGACUUCAUUGAGCGGAAAAUUGCAAAGGCUACAAUGAUCCCACAAUCACAUGGAGAGGCAUUCAAUAUCUUGCGUUAUGAAAUCGGGCAGAAGUAUGAUUCACAUUAUGAUGCAUUUAACCCAGAUGAAUAUGGUCCACAGCCAAGCCAAAGGGUUGCUUCUUUCUUGUUGUAUCUGUCUAGUGUGGAAGAAGGUGGAGAAACCAUGUUCCCCUUUGAGAAUGGCUCUGCAGUAAGUUCUGGCUUUGAGUACAAGCAAUGUGUUGGUUUGAAAGUGAAGCCUCGGCAAGGUGAUGGACUUCUAUUUUACUCGUUGUUUCCAAAUGGAACCAUUGAUCGGACAUCUCUCCACGGAAGCUGUCCAGUUAUCAAAGGGGAGAAAUGGGUGGCAACGAAGUGGAUUAGAGAUCAAAUGGAACUGGACUAGGCAGAAGUAGAUAAUAUUCUGCAAUUCGCUCAUCAUCUUUGUCGGAACUCACAAUAAAUUUCAUCACUCAAUGCAAACUUUUUCAUGUAAAAGCAUUUUAACUCUGGCUCGCUGAUGUAUAGUUUAUAAGUGAAACGUGCAGAGAAUUUGAUCA